UCAAGCUUGGCUUUGGCCAUCGCUGCUUCUACAAGCAUGACAUUCGCUCAAAGCACUCCUCAAGAUCAAAUUAACGAAGGCAUUGCAAACGUUAUGUUGCAAUUAGAAGGUGCACAUGUGGUUCCUAACUUGAUCUCUGCCGAUCAAUUGCAAUUGAGAGGUUUGUUGAACCAACAAUUCGGCGGUAGCAACGUUACCACAGGUGAAUUGGUUGGCGCUGUGGACGAUGUUAAAAACAUGCCCAUCUGGACCAUCGAAUACAGCAGUCAAGCUAGCGCUUCUGGUCAAUUCCUCAAUGCAAGUUACACAGUUAUGACCUUGGAUCCUGGAGCCCCAUCUGAACAACCAAGAAACAUCGUUCGUCACUUCUUGGCUAACAACAUUACAUUGGACACCGCUACUGGCGGCUUGAGAAACACAAGUAAGCCAAUCGCCGGUUGGUUCUCCCCUGCUCCUCCAGCAGGAAGCGGUGUUCACCGUUACACAACUUUGGUCUUCCGUCAACCAGCAAACUUCACAUCCACUUUACCUGCCUAUUUGCAAAACCGUAAUGAAACAAUUGAUACCAACUUCGACUUGGCACAAUACAUCAAAGAAGCCGACUUGGGUCCAAUUGUUGCUGCCAACUUUUUCCUUUUGCAAAACAGUGACACUUCCGCAAGCAUGACCGCAAGUGGUGUUGUUUCAACUUCUGCCGUUCCAUCUGCCAGUGUUUCCGCUGCUGUCUCCUCCAUUUCCAGCUCUUUGUCUUCAGUUUACGCUGCAAGCAGUACUGGUGAAUCUGGAAAGAGCGGAGCUGUUGGAUCUCCUCUUUUGUUCUCUCAAUCUGGUAUUGCAUUGAUGGCAACCGCCUUCUUUGUC
Molecule: messenger RNA, 861 nt
Organism: Meira miltonrushii
Lineage: Eukaryota; Fungi; Basidiomycota; Exobasidiomycetes; Exobasidiales; Brachybasidiaceae
Product: PEBP-like protein
Exons: 1
Source: RefSeq, a predicted model, not a curated record